Molecule: messenger RNA, 3023 nt
Organism: Echinops telfairi (small Madagascar hedgehog)
Lineage: Eukaryota; Metazoa; Chordata; Mammalia; Afrosoricida; Tenrecidae
Gene: CCDC85A
Product: coiled-coil domain containing 85A
Exons: 5
Coding region: 11-1276 (421 amino acids)
Source: RefSeq, a predicted model, not a curated record
GUGGUCAGCCAUGUAUUUUCUGGGAACCGUGUCUGUGGAUCGCCGAACAUGUGCCAGCACUCAGGCUGCUCUGACCCAGAUUCCCAGAGGGGGUGUGCUUGGGGACAUCAACCAGAAGCUCCAGCAGGACAACCAGGAACUCAGGGACCUGUGCUGCUUCCUGGACGACGACCGGCAGAAAGGCAAGCGGGCGUCGCGCGAGUGGCAGAGACUGGGCCGCUACACGGCCGGGGUGAUGCACAAGGAGGUGGCCGUGUACCUGCAGAAGCUCCGCGAGCUCGAGGCCAAGCAGGAGGAGGUGGUGAAGGAGAACCUGGAGCUCAAGGAGCUGUGCGUGCUGCUGGACGAGGAGAAGGGCGCGGGCAGCCGCUGCUCUAUCGACAGCCAGGCCAGCCUGGGCCCGCCCGCCGCCUCGCCGGCGCCCUAUGCGCGGGACGUGGGCGAUGGCAGCAGCACCUCCAGCGCGGGCAGCACCGACAGCCCUGACCACCACAAGCCCCCCGCGGGCGGCGGCAGCCCCGAGCACCUGCAGAAGCCGCGUGCCGAGGGCAGCCCGGAGCACCUGCCCAAACCCAGGGCCUCGGGGACCCUGGAGCACCCCAAAGCCCUCAAAGGACCCAGUCCGGAGCACCACAAACCCUUGUGCAAGGGCAGCCCGGAGCCGCAGAGGCACCCCCACGCCGGGGGCAGCCCUGAGACGCUGCCCAAGCAGAAGCGCAGGCCGGGGGGCAGCCCCGAGCACGGCCGGCCCAGCGGGGGCAGCCCCGAGCGGCUGCAGAAGCCAGGCCUAGGGGGCAGCCUGGAGCACCUCCCCCGGGCCAGGGGCACCAGCCCCGAGCACCUCAAGCAGCAGUACGCUGGGAGCACCGAUCACAAGCACGUGGCAGGCGGCUCUGGCGGCGGCGGCGGCAGCAGGGAGGGCACCCUCCGCAGGCAGCCCCCUGACGACGCGUCCCCGCACCACCGGACGGUCUACAGUGGCAUGAAUGAAUCCACCUUGUCCUAUGUUAGGCAGCUGGAGGCAAGAGUAAGGCAGCUGGAGGAGGAGAAUCGCAUGCUUCCCCAGGGCUCUUUUAGGUUGUCCUCAGGGGCUGAUGGGAGUAACAGCUCAGCCAACUCUCCAGCUAGCUUCAGUGGACAUGCCACUCCUUCUCAGCAGCCCGAACCCGUGGUGCACUCUCUGAAGGUUGUGUGGAGGAAACUUGGAGAUGCUGCAGGUUCGUGUCCUGGAAUUAGGCAACAUUUGUCAGGAAACCAGUACAAAGGGCCCACGUGAGGUGCGUUCUCCUGGAUGCGAGAUCACCGCUGCCUGAGAGAGAGAGACCAGGAAGGAGAAAGAGUGGGUUCUCACAACCUGGACUCACGGAAUGACAUGGGGUGAUUGUACGCAGCACCCACUUCCCCUCUAACAGACCCUGUAGCAAACUUGUCCAUUUAGCUGCCCUUUCACGUCUCUCACAAGAGCUUAGGUUGCGAGUCACCAUUUUCUCAGCAAUGUGUUCCUUAGGACUAGGAAGAUUCUGACGCCCCAGCUCUCGGGUUGUAUUUGGGAAUCCUGCCUGGUGGGGAGAGUUCAAGACAAAACAACGGGGAUAGAUUUCCCUCAUUGCAUAUGAUGGUGGAAGUUUUCUACCAUAUGUAUUGAGGGUGAUGUGGAGAGAUUUCUUCCAGUUUCCCAAGUUUCAGUUGGACACCUAUAUUUUACACUUUCAUCAACAAUAUAGUAUUUCCUGAGAUAUAAUUAGCUUGAUACAAGAUUAGAAUGGGGUUCUAGGUUUUUGUAUUGUUUUGACGUUUUGAGGUGCUAAAAAUGCAACCUACCGUCCCCUUACCAGCUAGAAGUGUAAUCAGAGAGUACCACUGAUUUCAAUUGAUCAAAAUAAAUAUGCCUUUUCUUUUAGUUUUGAUGAAUAUGAUCAUAAAGAUGUAUCUUGAGGGCAUAUCAACCUCAAGAUUUAGUCAAUGGAUCCACUGGUGUUAAUCUUAACGAUUUCAACUGAAAUAUAAGCAAAUAUAAUUUUUCUAAAUGUUUCCAGCUGUGAGAUGUCGAUUUCUACAACUUAGUUUCUAGAUAUGCUAUUAUCUAUUUAAUAAACUUUAUGUAAACUUUAAAAAUAUUGCACUGCAUUUAUGGGGGACAGCAGCUUUUUUUUUGCCUACUGCAGGCAGCUGACAUCUGAGGGAACUGACGUAUGCCCUCAGUAUUGAGGCUAAACGCUCUUUUUCAGAUCGCCUGAGGUUUGGAAAAAGAGGUGUGCUAGCUUUGCUUAGCUUAUCCCUUAUUUUUGGUAUCCAUACAUAUAUGUAAUAAUAGACUGUGUGUAUUGGAAGUGCUAUGAUAGUUUGUGUUUAUCCAAAUGCAAUGAUAGUUUCUUGUAUGAAUGUGCAAGAGGCCUGCGGCAGAAUGCUAUUGAGUUUCCACUGUAGUUUAAGAUUAUACAAGUAGGAAUGCAACAAUUCUCAGUUCUCCUAUUGCUUCUCAAUUAAUCAGAUCCAUAGCAUAUAUUCUCUGUUGUUGUUGCUUUUAAAAAUGGACAUAUUACAAAGCAUAUUAACUAUCGUUGGUGAAGGAAUGUUACGGACUUUUCCUAUACUUUAGUAACAUGUUACCGUGAUGACAAACCAGCCCUCUGUUCUCUGAAAAUAUGUAUGAAUUAAUUUCCUAUAGAAUCAUCUAUCUAUCGUAAUUGGGUUGCCAUUUACGUGAAUCUUUCUUUUGAAAUAUUACAAUUUUUAAAUGUUAUUACUCUGCACAAGAAAAUUGCUUGCUAUAUUUACAGUCUCUUCCAGCAAAACUUCCUCCUUCCAUUGUUGUAUUCCUAUGCUCAGAAGACAUUUCAGACGAGAUGUGGUGCCCGCAGCAGAGCCUGCAGAAGCCAAUCCAAGGGACUCUGGUCUUUUGACAAAAUACUUGUGUAAGUUUUGAUACUGUAUUAAAACUAUUUUUUUAAAGUUCUGCAUAAAAUUGAGUAUCAAGUAUAUGUGUUCAUCUUAGCGAUGGUAAUAAAUUAUUUAAUCUCACA